Molecule: messenger RNA, 1719 nt
Organism: Vigna angularis (adzuki bean)
Lineage: Eukaryota; Viridiplantae; Streptophyta; Magnoliopsida; Fabales; Fabaceae
Product: probable magnesium transporter NIPA6
Exons: 9
Coding region: 190-1203 (337 amino acids)
Biological process (GO): magnesium ion transport
Cellular component (GO): membrane
Molecular function (GO): magnesium ion transmembrane transporter activity
Source: RefSeq, a predicted model, not a curated record
UAUUUAUUAUUAAUUAAAAUUAAAGGGUCUCGCGACUUUGAUAGAGUGUUCAGCGACGCCGCGUUAAGCAAGCUUGCUCCUCUGAAAAGAUAACCAACAGAACGCAGCGUUUAAUCGAAUUUGAUCUCUCUUCUUCUUUGAAGGGGAAACGAAGGGUUUCUUCUUGUAGCGUUGCAGCGAUUGGAGAGAAUGACAGAGAUGGGGGUUUCGGAUAAUUGCAAGGGGUUAAUACUGGCGAUGAGUUCCAGUGCAUUCAUCGGUUCAAGCUUCAUCUUGAAGAAAAAGGGUCUUAAGCGGGCUGCUGCACGCGGUACUCGUGCAGGAGUUGGUGGUUAUGCUUAUCUGCUAGAGCCGCUUUGGUGGGCUGGCAUGGUAACGAUGAUUAUUGGGGAAAUUGCAAAUUUUGUGGCUUAUAUCUAUGCUCCGGCAGUUCUGGUGACUCCCCUUGGUGCACUUAGUAUUAUAGUUAGCGCUGUUUUGUCGCACUUCUUGUUGAAGGAGCGGCUUCCUAAGAUGGGCGUGAUGGGAUGUGUAUCCUGCAUUGUGGGUUCAAUUGUUAUUGUCAUCCAUGCUCCACAGGAGCAGACUCCAAGUUCUGUCCAAGAAAUAUGGGAUCUGGCUACUCAACCAGCAUUUCUGAUUUACGUGAUGGCAACAGUUUCAGUAGUUUUGGUCUUGAUCAUACACUUUGAACCUCGCUAUGGACAGAAUAAUAUGCUGGUUUACCUGGGAAUUUGUUCAUUAGUGGGCUCACUUACGGUUGUGAGCAUAAAAGCCAUUGGAAUUGCAAUAAAGCUUACAAUUGAUGGAAUCAGUCAAGUAGCUUAUCCUCAGACUUGGUUUUUUCUUAGCGUGGCAACAAUCUGUGUUAUUACACAGUUGAAUUACCUUAAUAGGGCUCUGGACACAUUCAAUGCUACAAUUGUUUCUCCUGUAUAUUAUGUAAUGUUCACAACUCUUACAAUAAUUGCCAGUGCUAUAAUGUUUAAGGAUUGGUCUGGUCAGGAUGUCAGCAGCAUAACCUCUGAGAUAUGCGGAUUCAUCACCGUUCUUUCAGGAACAAUCAUAUUGCACAUGACUAGAGAACAGGAAGAUUCUAAUAUGCAAAAGACCUCCAGAUGGUUCACUCGUGAGGAUUCGAUGAAGGGUGUGGAGGAUGAACACCUCAUUUUCAUUCACGAUUCAGACUAUCCCGAACGUUGAGUUUUCCUACGAUGUUAGGUUGAUGGAGCCGAUACAAUGACGUGAGCUGCCCAUGGCCAUAUGGUGUGGUGCUUCUGCAGUGUGGAUAGCUUGUCCUGGAGUUUAAUGAAUUCAAGCAUCCAUGGUGCUAUAGUUCUAUAACCAUUGCUUUCCAUGCUGUUGACUGGGGCCACUCAGAACUUGCGAAAUACUAUAAUCGUGAUUGAAGUGCUGAACCAUUUCUAACCGAAAUGGGAUUGCUGUCUCAUUACAACGAAAUUUUUGGAGCGAUCAUGUGCCAUUGUUCUAUUCUGCGUCUUAGCCAGUGUAAUAUUUCUUCACACACACACAUUGAUAUGUUACUAGGAAGUCAGCAAUUGUUUAUAUAGUUCCGUCUAUAUUUUCUCAUUUAAUUAAUUAUUAGAUUUAUCGUUUUAUUUCUUGAAUUAGGUAAAGGACAAAUCUAUUGGUUUGUUAAUGGUGAAGAUAUUUAUUCUUCCGAACUUCUGAAGCAAAAGUGGAUUAUUUUGUUUAUUA